AUGACGGGCCAACAAGAACGUAUUUUUACAAUGAUUAAUACUGACACUGAUAUAUACAUUGCUUAUCUACCACUGGCUCAUAUUCUUGAGCUUUGUUGCGAAAUUCUUGUUUAUUUUAUGGGUAUUAAAUGUGGUUACUCGUCUCCACAAACAUUGACUGAUCAAUCAACAGCUAUAAAACAAGGUCAAAAAGGAGAUUUACAAGUUCUUAGACCACAUAUUAUGUGUUGUGUACCGACAAUUCUGGAUCGUAUACACAAAACUGUAAAUGAAAAGAUUAAUCAAUCAAAUUUUUUUCGACGUCAAUUAUUUCAUAUGGCAUAUAAAAUAAAAGUAAAGCGUUUAGAAGAAGGUCUUGAUAGCCCAUAUUUAAAUAAAUUAAUCUUUACUCGUAUGAAUGAGAUGGUACUAGGAGGUCGAGUAAAAACAAUGAUGUGUGGUGGUGCUGUUUUAAGUGGAGAAACUCAACGAUUUGUUCAAGCAGCAUUAUGUGUUACACUUUUUCAAGGUUAUGGUUUGACAGAAACGUGUGCCGCUGCCACUAUUGCUGAUCAAUUUGAUACAACUGUUGGUCGAGCUGGAUAUCCACUUGUUUCAUGUGAAAUUCGUUUAGUUAAUUGGGAGGAAGGACAUUAUCAUAAUACGGAUGAACCACAUCCUAGAGGAGAAAUUCUUAUUGGAGGAAAAGUUGUAGCUGAAGGUUAUUUUGCUGGUGCAUCAAAAGAAAAUAUCAAUUUUAUAGAAAUUGAUGGUACAAGAUAUUUUUGUACUGGUGAUAUUGGAGAAAUGUUUUCUGAUGGAACGCUAAAAAUCAUCGACCGAAAAAAAGAUUUAGUAAAAUUACGUGGUGGUGAAUAUGUUUCAUUAACAAAAGUUGAAAUGGCAAUACAUAAAUUUCCAAUAGUUGAAAAUUGCUGUUUAUGUGCAUCAGCAUCAGCUGAAUAUACCGUUGUAUUAAUUUGUCCAAAUCCGAAACAACUGACUAUUUAUUCAGAGAAAAAUUUCGGUGAAAAAGAAUGGCAAAAAUUAGUUGAUAAUGAAGAGUUUAAUGAACAAAUUCUUAAAGAUGUUCAAGAUGCAUGUAAAAAAGGUGGUAUUGAAAGAUUUGAAACUCCUCAACGUGUUAAAAUAGUAACUGAAGCUUGGAUACCUGAAACUGGUCUAGUUACUGAUGCAUUUAAAUUAAAACGAAAAGCAAUUGAACAAAAAUAUCAAGAUGUCAUUGAAGAUCUUUAUAUUGAUAAGCCAAAGAAAGAAUCAUCGAAACGGAUAAAAAAGUCUCGUGUUGCACCCGAACAAUAA
Molecule: messenger RNA, 1302 nt
Organism: Rotaria sp. Silwood2
Lineage: Eukaryota; Metazoa; Rotifera; Eurotatoria; Philodinida; Philodinidae
Source: the annotation of a GenBank genome assembly